Messenger RNA from Hirsutella rhossiliensis, 675 nucleotides. Its product is annotated as acetyltransferase (GNAT) domain-containing protein. NCBI's taxonomy places the organism in Eukaryota, Fungi, Ascomycota, Sordariomycetes, Hypocreales, Ophiocordycipitaceae. The transcript has a single exon. The record is from RefSeq and is a predicted model, not a curated record. The coding region runs from base 1 to 675 and encodes 224 amino acids. Gene Ontology annotation, molecular function: acyltransferase activity, transferring groups other than amino-acyl groups.
AUGUCGCCAUCCGCCGUGUCGUCGAAUGAGACCAUGGACUCUGUCGUCCAUGAGGUCCAGAACGCCUACCAGUCGGCGCGGCUGCAGUACGUCAAAAUUGACGAGGCCGACGAGCACAUCAAGGCCUUUAUCCCCCAGGUCGAGAACGACCCCGUGAUCCAGGCACUGUCGUCGCCGGACCUGCUGCGGCCCAAGGGAAAGAAGGACCUGGACUGGUAUGCCGAGCAGCAGGCCAAGGCCUUUCUGGGCGUCGCCAUCUGUCUGCUCCCUGCCGAGGAGGCCAAGGCGCAGGCAAAGGUCGAGACCGAGGCCGGAACAAAGCAGCCGACAAUCAUCGGCACCAUGUGCCUGGGCUGGGGCGGCAUCGCGCCGGCCAUGGCGCACCACCGGACGGCGGCCAUCGGCAUCACGCUCGGGAGCGGCUAUCUCAACAAGGGGUACGGGCGCGAGGCCAUCAACUGGGUUCUCGACUGGGGUUUCAAGCACGGAGGCCUGCACACCAUCAACCUUGCCACCUACUCGUACAACGAGCGGGCGGCCCAUCUGUACCAGGACAUGGGGUUCCGGCUCGAGGGCAGGAAGAAGGAGGUGGCGUGGUUCAACAGGAAGUGGUACGACGAGCUGUGGUAUGGCAUGACGGAGCACGAGUGGGAGAAGCUGAGGGGGUACAGCUGA